AUGGCGAGAUCACCAUACUACGGCUCAUCGUACUUAGACUACCUCUCUGUCCCAAACCCACAUCUCUGUGUUUUCUUCAUGGUUGUACUCUCCAUAUUCUCCCUGACAUUGUAUUUGAACUACGAGUCUAUCUUUGAAGACACCAUGAAUUACCUCAAUCUCAUCUUUAUGCUCUCCCCUCUCUUUUUAAUCCUCCUCGUCCAUUUCUUCUCCGGUGGCCUCUCCUUCUACGUUCCCUGGCCUGAAAAAGACUCAAUCCACCGUGCUGGUUCCUCCCCUUGGGGCGUAGCAGCUGUGCUCGUGAUUAUCUUGUUUAUGGUCUCUUAUCAGUCAGACAUCCAAGAGAUGUGGUUCCCCUUUGGAGCUAAGUAG
Eruca vesicaria subsp. sativa (arugula) is the source of this 372-nucleotide messenger RNA. Lineage: Eukaryota; Viridiplantae; Streptophyta; Magnoliopsida; Brassicales; Brassicaceae. The record is from the annotation of a GenBank genome assembly.